Molecule: messenger RNA, 765 nt
Organism: Nerophis lumbriciformis (worm pipefish)
Lineage: Eukaryota; Metazoa; Chordata; Actinopteri; Syngnathiformes; Syngnathidae
Source: RefSeq, a predicted model, not a curated record
AUGCUCCACCUGCCAUACAGCGUCCUGGAGCGGGAUCAACCCCUCAUCCGAAUUUCCUUCACCACCUUUGUUAUCGGGAUGCUUCUUCUCCCUGUGACUGGCCUUACAUUGUCACUCUUCAUCUCUAUUAUUUACCAUUUUGAAGAUGCCAACUACACGCACUGUCAUGUAGACAACUACCUCCCAUCCAUCAGUGCCGCCAUUAGCCGCGUGCCAGAGCUCUACAUCUGGCGGUUUUGCAUCGGGCUGCACUCGGCGCCACGAUUCCUGUUGGCUACCACUUACUUCUCUUUUUACCGCCUUCGCUUUGCCGCCGCGCUGCCAGAGCUGCUCCUCAGCUGGCUGGCGUUCGUAUGCAACCUGGUCGAAAACUCUGCCCUUCUGCUGCUCACCUAUGUGUCAUCCACAGAGGACUACGACAUUCAUAAAGGCGCCUUUAUCGCUUUCAUUGGGAGCUCAACUCUCUACAUGCUUAUUACAUGUAGGUUGUGGUAUGUGAUCAAGAGUCACUAUGUGAAGAAAGAGGAACUGAUGUCGUUCAGGUGGAAGUUGCGUCUGCUCCUGUUCAACUUGAGCUGCUGCUUGGCUGCCGCCUACUUCUUCAGACGCCACAACAAACACUGCGAGGCUGGAGUCUACACGCUGUUCGCGCUCUGCGAGUACCUGGUGGUCUUCUCCAACAUGGCCUUCCACACCACGUCCAUCUUAGACUUUGGAAAAGAAUCUGUCAUGGUGACCGUAUUGCCUGAAGACAAACGAUAUUGA